This is a messenger RNA of Chanos chanos (milkfish), 948 nucleotides long. It is a transcript of the gene pdlim3b, whose product is annotated as PDZ and LIM domain 3b. The transcript is spliced from 7 exons. Gene Ontology annotation, biological process: muscle structure development; actin cytoskeleton organization; heart development. Gene Ontology annotation, cellular component: adherens junction; stress fiber; filamentous actin. Gene Ontology annotation, molecular function: muscle alpha-actinin binding; actin binding. NCBI's taxonomy places the organism in Eukaryota, Metazoa, Chordata, Actinopteri, Gonorynchiformes, Chanidae. The coding region runs from base 1 to 948 and encodes 315 amino acids. The record is from RefSeq and is a predicted model, not a curated record.
AUGCCACAGAAUGUAGUACUGGACGGGCCUGGCCCGUGGGGAUUCCGGCUGUCCGGCGGAAAAGACUUCAACCAGUCUCUGACCGUCACCAGAGUAACCCCUGGCGGUAAGGCCUCAUUGGCUAAUCUGUGUCCCGGCGAUGUCAUUCUGGCCAUCGACGGCGUCUCUACAGAGGGCAUGACGCACACCGAAGCACAGAACAAGAUCAAAGACGCGACCUACCAGCUUUGUCUCAAAAUUGAGAGACCUGAAACCAAACUCUGGUCGCCGCAAGUAACAGAAGAAGGAAAGGCCCACCCCUUCAAAAUCAAUUUAGAGGCGGAGCAACAAGAGUAUAAACCAAUCGGCACAGCCCAUAACAGACGCGCUCAGCCGUUUGUGGCUGCCGCCAACCUGGACGACAACAGGCAAGUGGUGAGCUCCACCUACAACACUCCCAUAGGCCUCUACUCUGAAGACAACAUCCAGGAUGCUCUUCAGGGACAGGUCCGAAGCCUGGUGCAGGACAAACCUGAGGGUGGGAAAAGACUCACCUCCAUUGAGGAGUCCCAUGUGUACCGCAUGCUCCAGGAAGAUCACGAGAAGCCACACGAACCGCGGCAGUCAGGCUCCUUCAAGGCCCUGCAGGACUGUGUGGAGAAUAACCGUCCCAGGCCUCUGGUGACUAAGAGUGUGAAAGCUCCAGUAACAAAGCCCCAGGCAGCAGGCGGCAGUCUUCAGAAGCUACCUCUGUGUGACAAAUGUGGUCACGGCAUUGUGGGGACGGUGGUGAAAGCGAGGGACAAGUUUCGCCACCCGGCCUGCUUUGUUUGUUCGGACUGCAACGUCAACCUGAAGCAGAAAGGUUACUUCUUCGUGGAGGGACAGUUGUACUGUGAGACCCAUGCUCGCGCCAGGACAAGACCACCGGAGGGACACGAUCUGAUCACUGUUUACCCCAAGGCUUAG